AUGUUCGACAACCAGUUUUUUCAGCGAAGCAGCCUGUGGCAGGCGUCUACUUUGCUAGACUUCACGCCUCUGUCGAAGGCUCAAAGGGAACACCUGACUAAGGUGUACGCUACUCUGGCCUUAUGCACCGUUAUUACGUUCGCCGGUGCCAUCGUGCCGUUGAGGUACUUGAACCACCACAGUGUACUGAUAGGUCUGGCCUACAUAUGCCUGGCGCUUUACGUCGUGUUCAGCGGCCCCCGCGUCGGUGGCCAACAGCAGCCUAUCAGUGUUAAAAGAUGCCUGGCCUUGUCUGGAAUGGCGUUCGCCCAAGGGCUUCUGUUGCGCGAGCUGGUCAUAUUCGUGCUCUACCUUAACCCAGAAAUUCUGACCACGUCACUGUUCGCCACGAUCGCCAUUUUUGCUUGCUUUUCAAUUGCUUCGCUGUGCAUGUCGUCUAGACUCGCACUCUACCUCGGUGGGCUGGCAACGUCUGUAUCGUUCUACAUCGUGCUGGUGCGACUGACCAACAUAUUCAUCCGCUCUAAAUUCGUGGAUGACGUCAGCGACAUUGUCAUGCUACUGUCCUUUUGCGGGUUCAUCAUACUCGACACGCAAAUUACUCUCCGCGCCUUCGACCACGGCUCGCGCGAUUAUGUCCUUCACGCCGUCAUGCUCUAUUGCGACAUAUUGAAUGUCUUCUUAAAGAUCACUAAAAUCCUGUGCAAGAAGGAGGAGAAGAAAAAGGAGAAGUCCGAGUCACGUUCCACCCUCUAA
This is a messenger RNA of Babesia bigemina, 756 nucleotides long. RefSeq names its product Bax inhibitor-1, putative. The transcript is spliced from 4 exons. Lineage: Eukaryota; Apicomplexa; Aconoidasida; Piroplasmida; Babesiidae. The coding region runs from base 1 to 756 and encodes 251 amino acids. Gene Ontology annotation, cellular component: membrane. The record is from RefSeq and is a predicted model, not a curated record.